This is a messenger RNA of Sphaeroforma arctica JP610, 543 nucleotides long. RefSeq lists its product as hypothetical. Lineage: Eukaryota; Ichthyosporea; Ichthyophonida. The transcript is spliced from 3 exons. The annotation marks the transcript as partial. The record is from RefSeq and is a predicted model, not a curated record. Gene Ontology annotation, molecular function: actin binding; small GTPase binding. Gene Ontology annotation, biological process: actin cytoskeleton organization.
GGGCAGGCACACACCGUAGAGGGAUUGAUACAAGACCUAAAUGGAGCAACGGCUGCUUCUGAUUGGUCCGUGGAUACCGCUGACCAAUUGAAAACGCUGAAAGUUCUGAGAAUUGCUCUUGCCACUGGGGCGUUAACAUGGCUGGAGUCAUUUCACACAUCGGAUGGAUUGGCAGCUCUAUGCAGCGCAACGUGCAAGGAGAUUGCCAUGUUUCCAAAGAGAUCAGCCCAGAAUGGAUCACCCGUGCUACAGGAGUGUGCACUCUCUCUGACCGCGUACAUGGACUUCAAGGAAGGGUUCAAAAGUGUACUCAAGAGUAGCGAGUGCCUGCAGUUAUUGGUCAAGCUAUUGAAUAUUCCUGACCCGAAGGUGGCUCAGAACACGUGUGAGCUUCUCACUGUGAUCUUGUAUGCACGUACCGGACACCUGCAAGUGAUGCGAGCGUUCACCAAAGCAGUGCCACACGGACGCAACCGCUUCAGAUCACUUGUUGCGCAGAUGGCCUCAAAGCCAACAGCUGCCUUGAUGGUAUGUGGCCUAUAA